Messenger RNA from Oreochromis niloticus (Nile tilapia), 2422 nucleotides. RefSeq names its product fibrinogen alpha chain (gene fga). NCBI's taxonomy places the organism in Eukaryota, Metazoa, Chordata, Actinopteri, Cichliformes, Cichlidae. Gene Ontology annotation, cellular component: fibrinogen complex. Bases 107 to 2197 code for a protein of 696 amino acids. Gene Ontology annotation, biological process: platelet aggregation; blood coagulation; positive regulation of heterotypic cell-cell adhesion. Gene Ontology annotation, molecular function: signaling receptor binding; protein-macromolecule adaptor activity; extracellular matrix structural constituent. The transcript has 8 exons. The record is from RefSeq and is a predicted model, not a curated record.
GGUUUGUGAAAUUGAACCUGGAGGCUUCAAAUGAUCAGAGAGCAGCGUUAGAAAAUCAUUCAGCAACAACUCUUCACACAGAGAGCGAGUGACAGAAACGGCAACGAUGGAGCGACUCUGUUUCCUUUUGUGUCUGAUAUGUGUGUCCUCAACACUGGCCCAGAUUGAUCCCAGGGGAGGUCGUCCAGUGGAGCACGGCACCAGAAGUGAAAAAUGUGCCACUGAGAAGGAAUGGCCUUUCUGCACAGACGUUGAAUGGGGCCCUAAAUGUCCAUCAGGCUGCAGGAUCCAGGGUCUGAUGGAGAAAUACGAUCACAAUAUGCUGAAGAAGAUUGAGAAAAUCCGCAGCCUGCUGGAUCAAAACAAGGCCAAACAUCGCUCCGCUGAUACGGUGUCGAAACAGACCUACGACUACUUGAAAGAAAAGCUAACCACUGACGCUGGCAGCGACAACAACUACUUUGACUUGGCCCAGACUCUUCGUCAGAGGAUCACAGACAUGAAGAUUAAAAUCGACAGACAGGUGACUGUCCUGGCAGCCCUGAGGGAUCGGGUCAAAGACCAGGUCAUAGAGAUGCAGAGACUGGAGGUGGAUAUUGAUAUUAAGCUUCGUUCCUGCAAAGGAUCCUGUGCAGGCUAUUCUGAGUACCAGGUGGACAAGGAAAGCUAUGUCACCUUGAGUAAACAGGUCCAGCAGUUAGACUCCCAGGCACCCCAGAAUGUCGAGACUGUGGGGACGCUGCAUGUGAUGAAGAGCAGGCCGCUAAGGGACAUGGUUGUGGACAGUGUCUUCAAAUCCAGGGACGCUGAAGGAGCAGCAGGACAGCAGACUGCAGACAUGUUCCCUGAUGUGAGGACUGUCCAUUUGGUCCUGGAAGAGGAAGGCUCUAGCUCAUCCCCAGCAACUGUUUCCAAGGUCCCAGGUACUUCCUUCUCUUCGUCUACAUCCUCAUCCUCCUCAUCCUCCUCAUCUUCAUCAUCCGCUUCUUCCACAUCAUCUAAAGCUAUCACUGAGAUUAGAGGACGUGGUGACGCGGACACGUUUGGUUUCGGUGGAGGGUCGCAAAGCCUCGGCCAACCCAGUACAAGUCAUGUGUCCACCAAAACCAUCACCUGCACCAAGAGAACCCGAACAACUGUGGUUCAUACAAGCGAUGGGCCAGUGGAAAGGACGGAGGAGGUAAUAGAAGGAGGACCCGGAUGCCAGGUGACAGGAGACUUCACCAAGGGUGGGAUAAGCUCCUUGUUCCCCUCUCUCAGCCAUACAUCUUCAUCCUCUUCUACUGGCUCCACCAAGACCGUACAUCUCAGCAGCACUAAGGGCAGCGUCUCUGGAAAUACCAAAACUGGGUUUAGCGAUCCAUUCGAUUCUGAUGUCGGGAUCGACCUUGGCGCGUUUCUGACUGACAAUACAGAAGAUGAUGUUCCUGAUUUUCACGCCAGGAGUGUGAAGGCCGCAUUACGAGUCGAACGCCAGGCGGAUUAUGUAGGAAAAGAUUGUGUCGAAAUCUACCAGAACCAUCUGAAUGGGGAAACAAAUGGCCUAUUUAAGAUCAAACCUGGCGGCACCGACUCUGAGGCAGUAGUGGAUGUUUACUGCCAGCAGGAGGGUAUUAUGGGAGGGUGGUUGUUAGUCCAGCAGCGAGAGAGUGGUGCACUCAGCUUCAACCGCAGCUGGGUUGAAUACCGCAAUGGGUUUGGAUCAGUGGACAGUCAGGGAAAAGGCGAGUUUUGGUUAGGCAACCAGAACCUCCACUUGCUAACUAAUGAAAGUGAGACAAUGCUGAAAGUUGAACUGGAGGACUGGGAAGGUGCUGUAGCCAGUGCAGAGUACACUAUACGGGUAGGAUCAGAGGAGGAGGGGUACCCACUGCAUGUCUCCACAUACAGCGGGGAUGCUGGGGAUGCUCUAUUAAUGCCAAAAGCAUCUGAUUUAUCCCACAAUGGGAUGAAAUUUGGCACCUUCGACAAAGAUAACGAUAGAUCGGAGCAUAAUUGUGCAGAGAUUUAUGGAGGUGGGUGGUGGUACAAUAACUGCCAGUCAGCUAAUUUAAACGGUAUUUAUUAUAAAGGUACAUAUGACCCCAAAACAAACAUCCCACAUGGAACUGAAAAUGGAGUUGUGUGGGUGACAUACAAACCAGCAAAUUACAGCCUGAAAACUGUUCGGAUGUUUAUCCGACCAACUGCUUUUUAACUUGAAAAAACAGGUAAAUAGAUAAAAACCAGAGGACAAAAACCAAAGGAAAAAAAAACAAUCAAUCUGUGCAAUAAGUACUUUCUGUUUGUGAGCAUGCUGUGUAAACAGUAUUGAUUCUUUUGUUAGCACUACCAGUCCAAUGUUCUUGCAGUGGCCCAAUGUUUUUCGUGUUUCUCAACCACUGAACUCUGCUCAAUCAAUAAAGACUCAGUGUUCACUUUA